AUGCCGACAACAUCCUCUCCCACAUCUUCAACUUCCACCGCGGAAACCACGCUCCCUACACCCGACCAGUCUUACGCUUCUAGACGCUCUUCGAUCAAUUCCCCUUACAUCUACUCCUACUCAAUGUCAGAAGAUCAGGAGAAUAUGAAUGGAGAUCUCUUCUCCCCAGAUGGCCUUAGAUCCAAUGGAAACGAAACUCCCAAAGGUAAACGCAAAGCUAGCACGGCACCUGCAUUAGCCACGGAUCCAACACUGUCACACUCCAAUGGUAUCUCUUCACCUACACCCUUCUCGCGUCGACGGUCCAAUACAGGUAACAGGGCACCACCCCCGCCCCCGAUCUUCCUGCGCAAAGCGACAGGAAUGGGUGACCCAGAUGAAGAUGAGAUAGUUCCCAUACCUGGAUCAGCAUCCACCACCGGUAGCUCUCAACCAGGUUCAGCCAAAGGAUUGAAUAUAUCUGGAAUGAUGAUACCUUCUCUGACUUCACCGACGGAGAUAGGAGGAGAACCAUCCAUAGAAGAAGAGGGGGAUGCAUUAGGCGAACUAUUGGCAUCGCCUAGACCAAGAUUGAACUUCAAUGCUUCUGCGGAAAAUGCACCUUCUUCACCCGCUUGGCAAUCCAUCGAAGCUACACCUUCGUCAGCCGGACUGAACCCUUCUUCUUCAUGGGGUAGAAGAACCUCCUUAGAAGUGCCUUCACCCCUGGGACCGAGAACCAAUGAAAGAAAAUUCGAGCCUACUCCUCAACAUGGUAUACACGCUAGAAACCUUUCGUUGUUCUUUCCUCAACCUGGAAACCCUAUACCUCAAAGACCCAAUGGAAGUCCCUUAUUGAUGGAGAGCCCUGUACAGCCUACCGAAAGUCUCAUACCGAGUGCAGGCGGAGAAAGGAAUGUAUUUGGUGGAACAGGUAAUUGGAGUUUCGGUCAGGCUGCUGUCCCCCAGGAUGAGAAUGGUCUGCAGACUCCGGAAGGUGUGAAAAGAAGUAAGAGGAGAGGGCAUCAUCACAAACACUCAUUAUCCCACAAUUUCUUCUCAUUCCUCGAUCCCACUCAGACCAAUCCUACGCUCGCCACCUCACCAUCACCUAAACCACCCACAACCCCUGGUCCCGAAGCUACACCUGCGCCGGUCCCCAUGCCCUCUCUAGGUGUCUCGGCAUUAAGUGCAGCAUCUCCUACUUUGUCACCCUUACCGCCAUCAAAAUCCGAUCCGAGAAAGCAAUUUUUACUGUCUUUCGCUUUAUUAGAGUUCCUGAUUGGAGCAGGAUUAUGGGUGGAAGGUCAAAUGUCAGGGUGGAGGUCGUUAGCAGGUGUCGGAUAUCUAGUGGUUUUCGAUGCGAUAGGUGUAGCGGUCGAGAUGGUCGCUAGGCAACAAGGGCAAGGAUGGAAUUCUAUACGUAGACCGUAUGGACCUUCGAGAUACAUCUCUUUGUUGUAUUUCACACAAUCAUUAUUCCUGGUAUUCUCAGCUGUCUAUAUAGCGAAAGAAGCCAUAGAGCAAGUCAUUCUUGGCUCAGGUGCUCAUGAUCAUUCGUUGGGAGGUCAUGGACAUGGUGAGUCUGUCAUGGAAGGCGACGAGAGGGAUUUCCCACAUUUCCUGUUAGGCUGUGCAGCGCUGGCUAGUACGUUUGGCGGGGCUGCUUUGGGGAACCAUGGAAAAUUGGUUGAUGCCGUUGGAUCACUCUUCCUGGCCUCGUCGUACCUCUCCUUGCCUUUCGUAUCGAAAUUCUCGUCAUUCCUUGCCAAUCCUUUUAGCUUGACCAUAGCGGGAGUCAGUGCAGGUAUAGGGCUAAGCACGUUGCUUGUACCACCAUCCGCGCUUCAUUCAUUAGACUCCUUCAUCUCCCUCAUUCUCACCAUCCUCACAUGUGCACUAUCUUACCCACCAACCGUGGCGUUUGCGCAUGUUCUACUGCAGACAGCUCCAUCCCCCUCCCAAACCCAGGUGAUUUCUCUUCGUAAAGCUCUCAAGGAGAUCAAAGAGGAUUGUAGAGUGCUGGGACUGGGAACGAUGAGGUGCUGGACCAUCACAGCAGGCAAAGGUUCCUACGAAGAUCGAUAUCCGUCCACGCCCUCGCACAGUCGUUCAGGAUCACUAGCAUCUUCGCCCAAAUUGGAAUCAUCGUCCAAGUUCUUCUCUCCCCCCAGCACACCCUCUCGUCAGACCUCUUUCGACGAUCAUUUGCAUUAUCCUUCACCUUACGGUGUACCUCCCAGCUCCAAUGGAAGGAAAGAGGAUGAUGGGGCACCUUUAGUGGUCACUUUGGCUGUUCAUGUACAUGAAGAUUCGAGUGAUAAAGAAAUACUAGAACUUACCAAAAUCGCUUAUCUGAAAUUGGAAAAUGCCAUUUCUAGCAAUACGAUCGGGGGGAUGAAUAUAUCAAGAAGAGAUGGAGAGGUCAGUGUGCAGAUCAAAAAAGGUUGGGAAGGGUUGGAAGAUGGUUAA
Kwoniella mangroviensis CBS 8507 is the source of this 2451-nucleotide messenger RNA. RefSeq lists its product as uncharacterized. Lineage: Eukaryota; Fungi; Basidiomycota; Tremellomycetes; Tremellales; Cryptococcaceae. The record is from RefSeq and is a predicted model, not a curated record. The coding region runs from base 1 to 2451 and encodes 816 amino acids. The transcript has 6 exons.